CCGACGCCAAUACAUCGUCAUGUAUCGAACACCAUAUCCAACAUCCUCUAUCGACCUCCCUAAACCGCCUAUACCCUACAUCCCAGGCUGGAAGUUUCCCGUCCAGUCGCAUAUACCACCGGCCCCGACUCUGGUCACUUAUGAGUGGUACUUAAGCAGCAAAGCCGAGCGAGUCGAGAGGAACCAGCUCAGUCCUCUGGAGCGAUGUGUACGCAACCCUCCAUUAGAAGGACCGGAGCCGCGUGAGCCACCCCAUACCUUUGAGUUGAGGAUCGUUCACCCGAUUAGAAUCGGAGAUGGGCACAAUUCUCAAGUCUUCGUCGUGAAAGCCGGUGGAACCCAUCCUUUGCCCGAAGACAGAACACUGGUGGCCAAGGUGUACGACCCUCUUUAUCAUGACGAUGAGAGUGGAUUUCAUAGCCCAUUUAAAUGCAUGAAUCAGCACUAUACCCACGAAGCCCGCGCCUACGAGAUGAUGUCUGAAUUCCAGGGCCAUCUGGUGCCCAGGUACUACGGGUCCUAUACAACCGAGAUCCCUGCCGGCAACUCCAGAGUGCGCACUGUCCGCUUGAUCCUGAUCGAAUAUGUCGAGGGGAUUUCAUUGCUCCAGGUGCACCCCAACAGCUUCUCCCAAGAGAUACGCCAGCAGAUCAUUAAGAGCGUGAUCGACUUUGACACCACGGUGAUGCACCGCCAAAACAUCGUCGUGCGGGAUUUGAGCCCUCGCAAUCUGAUGAUCUUGGAAACCACAGCACUCGACCCGAAAAAACACCUCGUUUUUGUUGAUCUUGCGGGCGCCUUGUUUAAUCGCAGACCGGAUUGGCCUGGUCUUCCCAAGUGCAAAUUCCUCGAUCAAUACAUUUCACCGCUGCUGCGGUGGAGACGUUCAGAGCCCUUGGAGUUUGGGGACUGGGUUGAUUGGGACUGGAAGCCCUGGAUUGAGCAAGAGUAUGCUCAUACAGCUGACACCAUCACUCAAGAGAUGCGGGAUGUGUACCGUGACUGAAGUUGGCACAUAGUAUAGGAAUGGUGAACUCAGGUCGAAGGAGAGUUCAAGGGAGCAUAUUUUAUUGAAAAAAGCCUUUGCGACUGUCAGUCUUGGGCUGUGUGGCUGGGUUGCCGUUUAUCCAUUUCAUGGCCCAGAGUAGCUUCUAGCACGAGCUGCGUCUUCAAAGGGAGUAGAAACAACCAACUAGCCACCUGUGUAGCAAGGAGUUUGUUGAUCCUCCGUUAAUGCUUGGAUUUGGUAUCCCGACUGCCCUACGCAGAAGGUGUGGAGGAUUGCAUUCGCUCCAUGUACUCUGUUGUUGUCACUUGAUCCGACACCUUCACCUUACACUUUCCCCAAUCCCUCCACCCUUGCUUCAUCCUUUGUUU
Molecule: messenger RNA, 1377 nt
Organism: Aspergillus steynii IBT 23096
Lineage: Eukaryota; Fungi; Ascomycota; Eurotiomycetes; Eurotiales; Aspergillaceae
Exons: 1
Coding region: 20-1006 (328 amino acids)
Biological process (GO): protein phosphorylation
Molecular function (GO): ATP binding; protein kinase activity
Source: RefSeq, a predicted model, not a curated record